Rotaria sp. Silwood1 is the source of this 3018-nucleotide messenger RNA. The record is from the annotation of a GenBank genome assembly. NCBI's taxonomy places the organism in Eukaryota, Metazoa, Rotifera, Eurotatoria, Philodinida, Philodinidae.
AUGGGUAGCAACACUGUAAGCAUCCUUCUCGGAUAUGGAAAUGGUUCUUUCACUAAUCAAACGACAUACUCAACUGGCUCUGCCCCCAAGUCUGUAGCUGUUGGCGAUUUUAACAACGACACUCUGUUGGAUAUCGUUGUCACCAAUGGAGAUGGCAACACAGUAAGUGUCCUUCUCGGAUAUGGCAAUGGCUCUUUUGCAAAUCAAACGAAAUAUUUAACGGGCUCUGGGCCAAGUUCUGUAGCUAUUGAUGAUUUUAACAACGACACCCAACUGGAUAUCGUCAUCACUAAUUUUGGUGGCAACACUGUAAGAGUCCUUCUUGGAUAUGGAAAUGGCUCUUUUUCAAAUCAAACGAAAUAUUUAACGGGCUCUGGGCCAAGUUCUGUAGCUAUUGAUGAUUUUAACAACGACACCCAACUGGAUAUCGUCGUUGUUCAUCAAAAUGACAACACUGUAAGUGUCCUUCUUGGAUAUGGAAAUGGCUCUUUUGCCGAUGAAACGGCAUAUUCAACUGGCUCUGUCCCAGUAGAUGUAGCUGUUGGUGAUUUUAAUAAUGACGGCCAACUGGAUAUCGUCGUUGUUAAUCUGGAUGACAACACUGUAAGUGUCCUUCUUGGAUAUGGAAAUGGCUCUUUUGCAAAUCAAACGACAUUUUCAACUGGCUCUAGAUCAUUGUCUGUAGCUGUUGGUGAUUUUAACAACGACACCCAACUGGAUAUCGUCGUUGCUAAUUUUGGUGACAACACUGUCAGUAUACUUUUCGGAUAUGGUGAUGGCUCUUUUGUAAAUCAAACGACAUAUUCAACUGGCUCUGGCCCACAAACUGUAGCUGUUGGUGACUUUAACAACGACACUCGAUCGGAUCUCGUCGUUGCUAAUUUUAAUGACAAAACUGUAGGUGUACUACUUCGGUAUGACAGAGGAGCUCUGAAAGAUAAAAUCUCAUUUGCGCCUACCGAUGGUUCUCGUUUGCGAAACUUUGCCCUUUUUGAUUUCAACAACGAUAGCCUAUUGGAUAUCGCUGUUGUCAAUUAUGGUACUAAUAACAUAGGUGUCCUUCUUGGAUAUGGGAAUAGCACUUUCGGAAAUCAAAUCGUACUCUCAACAGGCUUAAAUUCUCAUCCUUACUCCAUCACUAUCCAUGAUUUCAAUAGAGACGGUCAAGCAGAUAUAGCCGUGGCCAAUUAUGGUACUAAAAAUCUUGUUACGUUUCUGGGAAGUGGAAAUGGAACAUUUGAAAAUCAAGGACGUUACAGUAUAAAUUUUGAUUUUGCUCCACUGAUGAUUGAUGCUGGUAGUUUCAACAAAGAUGGGCGUUCAGAAAUUUUCGUUGCAUAUGAUGACAUCGAUUAUGUAGAUGUCCUGGUUACAUACGACAUCGGAUCUUUCAGUCAUGACAUUAAAUAUUCAACUGGUGCCGGGCCCCGAUCUGUAGCUCUUGGCGAUUUUAAUAAUGACAACAACCUUGAUAUAGUCGUCGCUAAUCAAGGAAACAACACUGUUGGCUUACUUCUCGGAUAUGGAAAUGGUUCAUUUACUAAUCAAACGACAUACUCAACUGGUUCUAACCCAUACUCUGUAGCAGUUGGCGAUUUUAACAACGACACCAAUCUGGAUAUCGUCGUCGCUAAUCUUCGUGGCAACACUGUAAGUGUACUUAUCGGAUAUGGCAAUGGCUCUUUUGCAAAUCAAACAAAAUAUUCAACUGGCUCAUACCCAUACUUUGUAGCUGUUGGUGAUUUUAACAACGACACCCAACUGGAUAUCGUCGUUGCUAAUUAUUAUGGCCAUACUUUAAGUGUACUUCUCGGAUAUGAAAAUGGCUCUUUUGCAAAUCAAACGACAUACUCAACUGGCUCUUACCCACACUCUGUAGCUGUUGGCGAUUUUAACAACGACACCAAUCUGGAUAUCGUCGUCACUAAUUCUGGUGACAACACUGUACGCAUCCUUAUUGGAUAUGGCAAUGGGUCUUUUGCAAAUCAAACGAAAUAUUCAACUAGUUCUGGGCUAAGGUCUGUAGCUGUUGGCGAUUUUAACAACGACACCCGACUGGAUAUCGUCGUCACUAAUUCUGGUGACAACACUGUACGCAUCCUUCUCGGAUAUGGAAAUGGCUCUUUUGCAAAUCAAACGACAUAUUCAACUGGCUCUGGCCCGCGCACUUUAGCUGUUGGUGAUUUUAACAGCGACAACCGACUGGAUAUCGUCGUCACUAAUUGGAAUGACAACACUAUGAGUGUUCUUCUUGGAUAUGGCAAUGGUGUUUUUGCAAAUCAAACGAUCUAUUCAACUGGCAUUAGUCCUUCAUCUGUAGCUGUCGGUAAUUUUAAUAAUGACACCCAAUUGGAUAUCGUCGUCUCUAAUAUUAAUAGGCGAAGUGUCAGUAUAUAUCUGGGAUAUCCUAAUGAAGGUUUUGUUAAGCAAACGAGACUCAUAACUGGCAAUGGAUCUCGCCCUAAGUCAUACUCCGUUGGAGAUUUUAACAAUGAUAGCCAACUAGAUAUUGCAAUUGUGAAUUCAGGCAUUAACAACGUCGGUAUUUUUCUGAGAUAUGACAAUGGUUCUUUUGCAAAUCAAAUGACAUAUCCAACUGAUUCUUCUCCAUGGUCGGUAGCUGUUGGUGAUUUCAACAACGAUACGAUACUUGAUAUUGUUGUCGUGAAUCGUGGCAGUGACAAUGUUGGUAUAUUUCUUGGAUGGGGUAAUGGUUUCUUUUCAAGCCAGAAAACUUUUUCGACUGGUUUAAACUCGCAACCAAACGUGGUUGCUGUUGGCGAUUUCAACAACGACGCCUUGCUAGACAUUAUUGUUGCUAAUUAUGGCACAAACAACAUAGGUGUGUUGCUUGGUUAUGGGAAUGGCUCCUUCACAAGUGUUAAGCUUUUUUCAACCGGUUAUGGAUCUCUUCCGUUCUCGGUUUCUGUUGAUGAUUUAGACAACGAUGGAAAAUUGGAUUUCGUCGUCGCCAAUGAAGGUGCUGACAAUUUAAACAUUUUUUUACAGACCUGUUAA